Messenger RNA from Heterocephalus glaber (naked mole-rat), 1928 nucleotides. It is a transcript of the gene Tfb2m, whose product is annotated as transcription factor B2, mitochondrial. Gene Ontology annotation, biological process: rRNA methylation; transcription initiation at mitochondrial promoter. NCBI's taxonomy places the organism in Eukaryota, Metazoa, Chordata, Mammalia, Rodentia, Bathyergidae. Gene Ontology annotation, molecular function: mitochondrial transcription factor activity; rRNA (adenine-N6,N6-)-dimethyltransferase activity. The record is from RefSeq and is a predicted model, not a curated record. Gene Ontology annotation, cellular component: mitochondrial matrix.
CGGCUGAGCUGGAACGGAAGCGGAAGUGGAGAGGAAAGCUCCUGGGAAGAUUCGUUCGCUUGAGCAGUGCGUAGUGUUUACUUCCGGAGGCCUGGUCGGGCGGCAAGAUGUAGCACGUGGGCUCCCGUGCUUCGCGUGCACCGAAGAAGGGUCUCUGGGUGAUCACUGAGAAAGGCCUUAGAGACGAAGAUGUGGGGCCCAGCAGCGGUGCUUCCUCCGCGGCGGACGCCGUCAGUUUUGGCAGGCGUUGGUCGCUUUUGCUUUUGGAGGUCGGCAGCAGCGAUGCGGAAGGACUUGGGGGCCAUUCCCCGCCGUGGCAGGAGUGACUCCUGCCCAAAGCUGUUGCCGUAUGAGGGUCCCAGGGAAUCAACCCCGACGUCUACGUACGGCCUCUUUUCCAAGGGUUCCGUAUUGAGCCCGACAUUGGCUGCAACCUUGGUGCAAAUACUGCAGUUGGGGGAAAAUGGACAUCGCCACAUAAUCAUGGAGUGCAAUCCCCGUCAUGGAAUCCUGACUAAGGCCUUACUAAAAACCGGUGCCUCAGUGAUUGCGCUUGAAAGUGACAAAAGCUUUAUUCCACAUGUGAAGUCCUUAGGGGGAAAGCUAAAUGGAAAACUACAAGUGGUCCAUUGUGACUUCUUUAAAAUGGAUCCUGAUAAUCAUAAUACAGUGCGACCACCCGUCGUGCUUUCACAAGAGCUCUUUCCGAGUUUGGGAAUAAAAGCAAAUUCUUGGUCAGAAGAUAUUCCAUUUAAAGUAGUUGGAAUAUUCCCUCAGAAAAAUGAAAUGAAGCCACUUUGGAAACUUUUACAUGAUGUGUAUACUUGUUCUUCUAUAUAUAGAUAUGGCCGAGUACAGCUCUGUAUGUUUAUCAGUGAAAGCCAAUAUGAGAAACUAAUUGCAGAUCCCACAAAUCCAAAUUUGUAUCACGUAUUAAGUGUGCUUUGGCAAGUAUCUUGUGAGAUUAAGCUUCUCUACAAGGCACCUGUUGCAGCAUUGGAUGGGCACAUCAAGAAAAGACAACCAGCUGCUAAGUGUUCAUCAAAACAUCAAAACCUGUGUUUCAUUCAGAUCACUCCUCGUAAAACUUUAUUUACCGAAUACUUAACUCCUAUUAAUUAUGAUAUAUUUUUUCACAUGGUAAAGCAAUGUUUUGGGAGGCGUAGUGCCUUUCUAACACAUCAUUUACAUUCAUUGACUCCAUAUGAUCCAGUGACUAUAUUGAAUAAAGCAAAAAUUGAAACUAACAUGAAAACAUGUGAUAUGUACCCUCAGGGCUAUAAACACCUUUUUGAAACUAUAGAACGUUCCAGUGACAAUGACAGUAAAUGGUUAUAUGACAGACUUCUAGAAGAUAUAGUGUGUUAGAACAAUAGACUGUCAAGACAUUAGCUGAACAGUUUAUUUGGAAAACAAGACACAAAUGAAAAAGAACUACAUUGAAAAGUGGAUGUCUUUUCAACAGAAGAUAACUUCUUAUUCAUCAGACUAGGAAACUCAUUUCUGAAGUUGAUACUAUCGCCACAUUGGCUAAAACAAUGACUGCUAUUUUAUUCACAACUGAAUAAAAGGAAAACUUCUGUUAAUCGUGAGUUAAUCAGAUUGAAUUGGUUUUGUUUUAAAUUUCUAUCUACCAUAGUGCUGGGAAUAUAGCUCAGUUGUAAAAUGUGUGCUUGGUAUGUAUGCACAAGGCUGUGGAGUCACACAGCACUAAAAUUUUUAAAAACUGCUAUCUACUGUAAUCAUACUGGCAGUUCAUGCCAAUUGAACUUUGGUUUACUUUUAAAAAUCCUUUUGGCCAAAUGUCUUACACAGUAUUUAAUUUAAAUGUUCCCCUUUCACCCUUGCUGAAUUUUGUAUUCCUCCUGUGGGGCAAAAGAGUUUGUAUUGUAUUAAACUUGAAAAGUAAAUUAAACUGAUUUAUUUUA